ACCACUUUGUGCUUUGUGCAAAUGCCUCCCAAGAAGAAGCAGGUCGGGGGACCCAUUGAGGUCGCGCCUUCACCUUCGACUUCGAAGCCUCCAGCUCAGAAGAAUCCAGAACCACAAGCAGAAGCACCAGCUCCAGCACUCGUUGCGGACCCCGCGAAGCACAAACGUACCAAGACGAGGGUUUCAGUCCAGGAAGAACCCAAUGUCUUCAAGCAAGAUGAUUCAUUUUCGGCACUCCUGGAACCAUUCUACGCUGGGAAAAGUCUGACUGAUCCUAUCGACACAGCCAAAGACAAAUGGAACCUCCUACCAGCAUUUUUGAAGGUCAAGGGACUAGUCAAGCAACAUAUCGACUCCUUCAACUUCUUUAUUGAGCACGAGAUCAAGGAAAUUGUGAAGGCCAACAAGAGGGUAGGGAGCGAUGUCGAUGGGAAUUUCUUCCUAGAGUACACAGACGUCCGAGUAGGAUCUCCAGAACGCCUCGAAUACGACGAUCGAAGGCCCCAGAACGAAAUUACCCCCAACGAAUGCCGUCUCCGCGAUAUGACAUAUGCUGCUGCGAUUCGGGUGGAUGUAAAGUACGUUCGAGGCAAGGAAAUAAUCAGCCGAAGGAAUAUUGCCAUUGGAAGGCUUCCUAUCAUGCUUCGCAGCUCGAAAUGUCGACUCGCAGGCAAGAAUGACCGGGAAAUGGCACAUAUGAAUGAGUGUGCUCUUGACCCGGGUGGAUAUUUCAUUGUCAACGGUACGGAGAAGGUUAUCCUGGUUCAAGAGCAGUUGAGCAAGAACAGAGUUAUUGUCGAGACCGAUGUAAAAAAGGGUAUCGUCUCUGCAUCUGUGACGAGUUCUACUCACGAACGCAAAUCGAAGAGUUAUGUGCUGAUGAAGAAGGAACGGAUUUACCUCCAGCACAACAUCCUCCAAGAGCCAGUGCCAAUUGUGAUUGCACUCAAAGCAUUAGGGAUACAGUCAGAUCACGAAAUGCUGCUUCUUGUGGCGGGAACAGACAGCACAUAUCAGGACGAGUUCUCAGUGAACUUUGAGGAGAGCACAAAACUUGGCGUCUUCUCUCAGCACCAAGCUCUUGAAUACGUUGGGGCUCGAGUCAAAAUGGGUGCACGGAACAAGAGUCAGGGCGCUCCCCAGCGCAGAAAUCACAUAGGAGACGCUCUGGAAGCCCUUGCCAACAUUAUCAUCACCCACGUACCAGUCACUGGAUUGGACUUCCGCCCAAAAGCACUCUAUAUCUGCUUUAUGGUUCGUAGAGUCCUCAUGGCGAUGCAUGAUCCCAAACUCGUGGACGAUCGAGAUUACGUUGGUAACAAACGCCUAGAACUGGCUGGACAACUGCUGUCAUUGUUAUUCGAGGACUUGUUUAAGAAAUUCAACGCUGACCUUAAGAUGAAUAUCGACAAGGUCUUGAAGAAGCCGAAUCGGACCAUGCAAUUUGAUGCUUAUAAUCAUAUCCAAUCUCAUGGAAAUUACAUCACGCUGGGCAUGCAAAGAGCGAUCUCCACGGGGAACUGGAAUGUCAAGCGUUUCAAGAUGGACAGAGCUGGCGUCACGCAUGUUCUCAGCAGACUGAGCUAUAUCAGUGCCCUCGGAAUGAUGACUCGCAUUAGCAGUCAAUUUGAAAAGACUCGAAAAGUCAGUGGGCCCCGAGCUCUGCAGCCAUCUCAAUUUGGGAUGCUCUGCCCUUCUGAUACCCCUGAAGGUGAAGCUUGUGGUUUGGUCAAGAAUUUGGCCCUGAUGACCCAUAUCACGACAAAUGACGAUGAGGAACCUGUAAAGAAGUUGAUCUUUGUCCUUGGGGCAGAAGACAUCGUUUCUAUGAGUGGGAAGGAGAUCUACGAAGAAGGCGCCUACGUCGUUUUCGUCAAUGGCACACCCCUUGCCCUCACACGACAGCCAAAAGGAUUCCUAAACUCUUUCCGGAAGUUUAGACGAAUGGGCCGUGUCUCCGAGUUCGUGAGCAUUUACAUCAACCACCAUACAAAUGCAGUACAUAUUGCCACGGAUGAGGGACGGAUCUGCCGGCCACUUAUCGUGGUUGAGAAUCAAAAGUCCAAGGUCUCGGUACGAUAUUUAGAGGCUCUAAGAAAGGGCACCAUGGACUUUGACGAUUUUCUUUACAGAGGUCUCGUCGAAUAUGUUGAUGUCAACGAAGAGAACGAUUCGAACAUUGCUCUUUACGAAAACGAAAUCAACGAGACUACGACGCAUCUCGAAAUCGAACCUUUUACAAUCUUAGGGGCCGUUGCAGGCCUGAUUCCAUACCCUCAUCACAAUCAAUCUCCCCGAAAUACCUACCAAUGUGCAAUGGGGAAGCAAGCUAUUGGAGCUAUUGCAUAUAAUCAAUUUUCCCGAAUCGAUACUCUGCUUUACCUCAUGGUCUACCCUCAACAACCGAUGGUAAAGACCCGGACUAUCGAGCUGAUUCAUUACGACAAGCUUCCAGCAGGUCAAAAUGCAACAGUUGCUGUCAUGUCAUAUUCCGGAUACGAUAUUGAAGAUGCUCUUGUUCUCAACAAAGCUUCUUGCGAUCGAGGUUUCGGGCGAUGCCAAGUCUUUCGAAAGCAUACAACACAACUACGAAAGUAUCCCAACAGAUCUCAAGACCGCCUUGCUGACCGGCAAAUGGACGACAAGAAUCCAAGCAUGCCCAUCGCGAAGCAUGCGAUUCUCGGCCCCGAUGGUCUUGCAAUGGUAGGAGAGAAGGUCAUUUCAGGCCAGGUCUUCUUAAACAAGGAGAUGCCCUUGAAUACAACUUCAACAGGGAUUGGUUCAGACUAUGGAACAAAUGAACACAAACCUGCGCCGACGACCUACCGAACUCCAGACCACGCCUACAUCGACAAAGUCCUGGUCUCCCAAACCGAGGCGGAAGCAAUGAUCAUAAAGGUCCAAACAAGGCAAACCCGCCGUCCCGAGCUGGGAGACAAGUUCUCCUCCCGCCACGGACAGAAAGGCGUCGUUGGCAUCAUCGUCAACCAAGAAGACAUGCCCUUCGCCGACUCUGGCGUCACACCAGACAUCAUCAUGAACCCGCACGGUUUCCCCUCCCGCAUGACAGUCGGCAAGAUGCUCGAGCUCCUCUCCGGAAAAGCGGGUGUCCUCAACGGGACCCUGGAAUACGGAACCGCAUUCGGAGGGAGCAACGUCGACGACAUGGGCGACAUCCUCAUCAAGCACGGCUUCAGCUACUCCGGAAAGGACUUCCUGACCAGCGGCAUCACCGGCGAGUCCCUGCCAGCAUACAUCUUCUUCGGGCCCAUCUACUACCAGAAGCUCAAGCACAUGGUGCAAGACAAGAUGCACUCUCGAGCCCGCGGCCCAAGAGCAAUCCUCACACGUCAACCAACCGAAGGUCGUUCCCGCGAGGGUGGGCUGCGUCUGGGAGAAAUGGAGCGCGAUUGUCUGAUUGCGUAUGGAGCGAGUCAACUGCUGCUGGAGCGGUUGAUGCUGAGCAGUGAUGCGCACGAGGUUGAUAUCUGCGAGGUGUGUGGGUUGAUGGGAUAUCAGGGGUGGUGCCAGACGUGUAAGAGUACGAGAGGCGUGACGCGGAUGACGAUGCCGUACGCGGCGAAGUUGCUAGUACAGGAGUUGCUGAGUAUGAAUGUGCUCGUGAGGCUGAAGCUUGAGGAUGAGUUUCCGCAUCCAAGAUAAGGCAGGUAGAAGUGAGAGAUGGGGAGAGAUGCAUGUGAGGCGUUUUGUUAGAGUUGAGUGCAUAGCCAUGGCGUAUGAUGAGAUGCCUGAAUAAAAGACAUCUUAAAAUCUCACAUGAAUCACGUUCACGGCAAGAUGUCAGGUCAAGAUUUGG
Hyaloscypha bicolor E is the source of this 3817-nucleotide messenger RNA. RefSeq names its product beta and beta-prime subunits of DNA dependent RNA-polymerase. Gene Ontology annotation, biological process: DNA-templated transcription. The transcript is spliced from 5 exons. The record is from RefSeq and is a predicted model, not a curated record. NCBI's taxonomy places the organism in Eukaryota, Fungi, Ascomycota, Leotiomycetes, Helotiales, Hyaloscyphaceae. The coding region runs from base 22 to 3663 and encodes 1213 amino acids. Gene Ontology annotation, cellular component: RNA polymerase III complex. Gene Ontology annotation, molecular function: DNA binding; DNA-directed RNA polymerase activity; ribonucleoside binding.